AUGGACAUGGGUCCUGUCUUGUACGAGGCUCAUAGUCCAACUGUGAUGCCAUACAACAGGAGUCUUAGUGUCACCAGUGAGAAGUUGUGCAGAGCCCAACAUGAGCUUCACUUCCAAGCUGCCACCUAUCUCUGCCUCCUACGCAGCACCCGUGAACAUGUGGCUCUUCAUCAGGAGUUUCAUGGCAAGGGUGAGCGCUCAGUGGAGGAGUCUGCUGGCUUGGUGGGUCUCAAGUUGCCCCAACAGCCUGGAGGGAAGGGCUGGGAGCCAUGAAAUGGAGGUUCCUUGGAUGCUGCCUUCAUACAAGAAUUUAAUCAUUUCUAUCAAUAUGUAUUUAUCAUUAAAAUUUUUUUUUAAGUUUA
Molecule: messenger RNA, 362 nt
Organism: Manis javanica (Malayan pangolin)
Lineage: Eukaryota; Metazoa; Chordata; Mammalia; Pholidota; Manidae
Source: RefSeq, a predicted model, not a curated record